This is a messenger RNA of Geodia barretti, 1593 nucleotides long. The record is from the annotation of a GenBank genome assembly. NCBI's taxonomy places the organism in Eukaryota, Metazoa, Porifera, Demospongiae, Tetractinellida, Geodiidae.
AAGUAAUUUUUAAAACCGCGACUCCAUAAGCAAGCGCCUGGCUCGAAACGAUCAAAAAGCGAGGUAACCAAGAGGCGAAGCCUUGAACGACAUGGCGUGUGUGAUGUACCCAGGAGGACAGCCGGGCCAAGUGGUCGAGACUCCGUAUAGCGGCGAAACGCUGGUGCUUCGACUGAGUAAACCGAAGAGCGGGAAGAAGGUGCAUUGGGGCGAGGAUAUCGUGGAUAACGAGCACAUGGGAAAGAAGAAGUCGAAAUGUUGCUGUAUCUAUGAGAAGCCUCGUGGACCUGAUGACGGGUCGGAUAGUGAAUCAGACAGUGAAGACAAGGACUGCUGUCAUGAACAUCGUGUCGCACGUGCCAAAGUCCCUAGAAAGCAAGACUAGAACCUGCUCUACCAGCCUGUGUGUGUUCUGUGUCUAUUUAACAGUCAACGUUUGUUGUGAUGGCAGGGGAUGGCAAUUUCAAGUUAACUACCUUCACAUGAGGGCAAAACAACACUAGUUGAUUUGAAGUCCUAAGAAUCAAUUUCACUAUUGGCCAGCAAGCAAAUUGCCUUGACCAAUCAGGAUUCCCAAAUACACGUAGUUGAUAGUGUGAAUAUAAUUGUCCCCUGCGACCUGAUAUUAGUUGUUGAGUUCACAGUUCAAAGUGCUCUAUGACAUCACACCAUUACAUCAUACAGUGAUACAUAUAUACAUUACUGGUCUGCCGGCUUGUUUGUUUUCCUGUGUCUCUUGGCAGCUGGCUCGCGCUCUGCCUUGCCUCUCUCUCGGUAGAACUCUCUCCUCAGCUCUCUCGUCUUCUUCUCUCUUUUGGCGUCUUCCCCUGCCAUGGCUGUAGCUCGCCUCUGUUUGCUCUCCUUCGCCUUCUCCCUCCUCCUCCUCUCCUUGUCUCUCUGGAGAGUCGUCAGCUGCUGCAGCAGAGUCAGUGCCCUCUUCUCUUGGCGUUCCAGAACCACCGCACGCUUGCUGGACAAGCUCUGUCUCGUUCUCUUCUCCCUGUUUUUCGGUUUCGACUUGAACGGCAGCUGUUUCUGAAGGGCAGAGGGGACUCGAACAGGGUUGAAUCUCCGCUGCUCUCUCUCGAUCGGCCGGUAGAGGGAGUCUUUCCUCACUGGAGGGUUGGUCCCGACCUCGUGUCGUAUCUGCCCCACCGUCCUCAUGCCUCUCCAGCUGGUCUUGUCCCUCUCCAGCAGCGAUGUCACCUGGUUACAGUAGCGAGGUACAGUCACGGGGUACCAGGUUCGCAUGAACACAAUGUCGCUCAUAAGCACCCUGUCCUCGAAUGUCGCCCGGAAUGCUCCAUCAGGCGAACGAAGGGCCUUCUUCAGUUGACCUCUGACCCCACUCACCGUCUGCAGAGCCGCUCCCUCGAACUUGGCACACUCGAGAGCCGAGCUGAACAUACCUUUAAUGAAGGCAGUGUUCUUGAAUAUCUUGUAGGGUGUUCCCGUCAGUUUCAGCUUCUUGACAAUGUCGGAGGCUUUGUUCAUCUCCAGCACUACGCCAGAGGCCGCGACACGGAAGUCAGCGUCGACGGAACUGACAGAUUGGACUCCGAGGAAACCGGUACCCGGAGACGUCACUGGACC